GGGGAGAUGUUUGGUAAGGAACUUGUUUAGGAACGUCGUCGUCUCAAUCAAGCUAAAUCCAGUUAGCCCUCGAAAAAGAGUCAAUCCAGUUCGAAACUGGACUGGCAGAAGAGACCACCAUGGCUUUGCGACAACUUCAACGGAUCUUAGUCCCGGGUUUGGAGCGGCUUAUGCCCGUGGCUUGGGCUUCCACAACCUCAUCCCAUGGGCAAAGUGGGGCCCAACCCGCCGCUCAAUCCGCCACUCCGCCCAAGGUGGAUUUUGACUGGACGGAUGCCCUCAAUUUGGAGUCCCGUCUAACCGACGAAGAAGUGAUGGUGCGUGAUGCGCUCCAUGAUUAUUGCCAAGAGAAGCUCCUACCCCGUGUCAUGAUGGCCAAUCGAAAUGAGACCUUCCAUCGGGAGAUUAUGAGCGAAUUCGGCGCUUUGGGGGCCUUGGGUCCUACCAUUCACGGCUACGGUUGUCCCGGCGUGUCCUCGGUGGCUUAUGGACUGAUUUCCCGAGAGGUGGAGCGCGUGGAUUCAUCCUAUCGUUCCGCCAUGUCCGUCCAAUCCUCACUGGUUAUGUAUCCGAUCUACGAUUUUGGCACUGAAGCCCAGAAGGAGAAGUUCCUGCCCAAAUUGGCCACGGGCGAGCUGGUGGGCUGUUUUGGCCUGACCGAGCCCAAUCACGGCUCGGAUCCCGCGGGCAUGGAGACGAAAGCUCGUUAUGAACCUUCGGAAGGGGUCUACAUUUUAAGUGGCAGUAAGAACUGGAUUACAAAUUCGCCCAUUGCCGACGUUUACAUGAUUUGGGCUCGCACGGACGACGGCAUCCGGGGAUUUAUCCUCGAGAAAGGCAUGAAAGGCCUCUCCGCCCCCAAGAUUGAGGGCAAGUUUUCGCUUCGAGCCUCCACCACGGGUAUGAUCUUCAUGGAUGAUGUGGUCGUGCCCGAGGCUAAUAUGCUACCUAAAGUCAAAGGUCUGCGCGGACCAUUUAGUUGCCUGAAUAACGCCCGUUAUGGUAUUUCGUGGGGCGUUUUGGGUGCGGCUGAAUUCUGUCUAGCUUCUGCCCGUCAAUAUACCCUGGAUCGGAAACAGUUUGGCAAACCCCUGGCCGCUAACCAACUGAUUCAGAAGAAAAUGGCGGAUGCUUUGACCGAAAUCAACUUGGGUUUACACUCGUGUCUCCAGCUAGGACGGUUGAAAGAUGAAGGGAAAUUGGUACCAGAGAUGAUCUCAAUCUUGAAGCGAAAUAAUUGUGGGAAGUCAUUGGAGAUUGCUCGCAAUUGUCGGGACAUGCUCGGCGGCAACGGAAUCUCGGAUGAAUAUCACAUCAUUCGACAUGUCAUGAACCUGGAGGCUGUCAACACAUACGAAGGAACCCACGAUAUUCACGCCUUGAUCGUGGGUCGCGGGAUCACUGGAUUGGAGGCCUUUACUGGAAAAUAUGAACCAUAAAUCCAUACAUGAAGAAUAUUAUUGAACCCCAAUGUAUAUUUUUCUACCUUGAACAAUAUAAAGUCGGACCAUCAUCA
This is a messenger RNA of Tigriopus californicus, 1516 nucleotides long. RefSeq names its product glutaryl-CoA dehydrogenase, mitochondrial-like. Lineage: Eukaryota; Metazoa; Arthropoda; Copepoda; Harpacticoida; Harpacticidae. Gene Ontology annotation, molecular function: fatty-acyl-CoA binding; glutaryl-CoA dehydrogenase activity; flavin adenine dinucleotide binding. Gene Ontology annotation, biological process: fatty-acyl-CoA biosynthetic process; fatty acid beta-oxidation using acyl-CoA dehydrogenase. Bases 120 to 1439 code for a protein of 439 amino acids. The transcript has a single exon. The record is from RefSeq and is a predicted model, not a curated record. Gene Ontology annotation, cellular component: mitochondrial inner membrane.